AUGGGAAGUAAAAGCAGCAAAGUCCAGCCAGCAGUAAGGCCUAAUGUCAAGCUUGGCUCUUUGGAUAUUCUUUCACAGUAUAAAGCAAUCUUGGCUGAGUGGAGUGGAACAACUGAUGGGACGGUUGUCUAUGACUCAAACGUUGAUUCCAAACUUGCGAGGGAGUUUUACUCUUCUGUGUUGAACAAAACGAAUAUAUACAUCAUUAACAUCGACGAGAGGGGGUACAUCUUUGGAAGUUAUUUCGAGAAAGUGAUCGACAAAAUGGACGUUUGGUUCUAUGACGAAAAGCAUUUUAUUUUUUCUUUAGACUCGAAGGGCCUCUUCCCUGCACCAACAAGGUGGAAUUCAAAACUCGGAGAACAGGGAGGAAUUCGUCUUUACGAUAAAGACAUGAAUAAGCUAUAUGAGGUUGGAAACGGCGAGUUUUGGUCGGGCGUCAGAUUUGGGUACUUCACCAUCGCAGACAUCAAUGUUAAAAACUCCUUUAAUAACAACAUAUCAUUUAGAUAUGAUAAUAUCAAAAACACCGACCUCAACGGACUCAAUUCGCCAAACUCCACCUUCUCCGUCGAGAGGAUCAUCGUCGUACAAAUGGAUCAAGAACCAAUACCCCAAACAGUGUCUAACUAA
Molecule: messenger RNA, 633 nt
Organism: Entamoeba invadens IP1
Lineage: Eukaryota; Evosea; Mastigamoebida; Endamoebidae
Exons: 1
Coding region: 1-633 (210 amino acids)
Source: RefSeq, a predicted model, not a curated record